UACGUUAUCACACGCCUUCUUGCAGCAAUCUAAACUCAAGGCAAACUCCAACACACUCUGGAGGUGACAAAGUGACCAACUUGGAAGCGGACAUUAAGCAGCAGUGAGCGGGCAGGAUGACAUCUGUGACUGUGAGCAGCAAGUCAUCAUUCUUCAGACCGUUUGCAGAUGCGGCCCCUGGGCAGCAGGACAGAGCCAGCCAAGAGGGACACAUGGCUGGGAGCUGUUCUUCAGCGCUGUACAUGGCCCAGCCUGAAGUCGCCGAGAAGAAAGGCAACCCGAGCUGGGAAAAUGAGCCGGAGGACAGAGGCUACCUGCAUCCAACUGAGAACUUCACACAUGAAGAACUGAAGGCAAAGCCAGGCCAGGAGCAGAAACCAGCCAUGUCUUACAUCGCUCUGAUAGCCAACGCGAUUCUAACUUCCCCCAACAAGAAACUCAACCUGGGCUCCAUUUAUAAAUACAUCGAAGACACGUUCCCCUAUUACAAAGGUCGUGGCCAAGGCUGGAGGAACAGUGUUCGUCACAAUCUCUCUCUCAAUGAGUGUUUCAUUAAGGCAGGGAGAUGUGAGGAUGGCAAGGGCAAUUACUGGAGUAUACAUCCCUCCAACCUCGAUGAUUUCUCCAAAGGAGAUUUCAGACAGCGCCGGAGGUGCCGCAGGAGGGGGCGUGCAAAGGAGCUGGAAAGUAAGCUAGCUGUGACUUACCCGAGCUGCCCGUUCCCAGUGGAGCCCCUCGCCCUGAACUCGCUGUACUCCCCGUACACCGAGCAGGAGCGCAGGGCGUACCGGCUGGAUGAGGUCUUAUACAGGCAGUACAUCAGCAACCCCUUUUGGAGGUGGUACCACAACUGCAGGAACCCUGCAGGCUCUGGCUGCGAUGCUGGCCUGAACACAGGGGCUCAGUGGCAAGGUUUGGGGGACAAUGGAUCCCCUCCAAACUUCUUCAAAACUGUCAACAACUGA
Stegostoma tigrinum is the source of this 965-nucleotide messenger RNA. RefSeq names its product forkhead box protein D3-like. The coding region runs from base 117 to 965 and encodes 282 amino acids. The transcript has a single exon. Lineage: Eukaryota; Metazoa; Chordata; Chondrichthyes; Orectolobiformes; Stegostomatidae. Gene Ontology annotation, biological process: regulation of transcription by RNA polymerase II; cell differentiation; anatomical structure morphogenesis. The record is from RefSeq and is a predicted model, not a curated record. Gene Ontology annotation, molecular function: DNA-binding transcription factor activity, RNA polymerase II-specific; RNA polymerase II cis-regulatory region sequence-specific DNA binding.